AAAAAACACGACCAUUGAAGUGGCAGUACAAACUAUAUUGAAAGUUGCGGCCAGCGACAAACAACAGACUGCAUCCAUUAAGCUUCCAGGGUCAGCUGAUCUCCGAAAGCGUAAAAAAACGGAAGUUUGCGAGAACGGCGGAGUUAUGCGCCCUUUGAGUGCGUCUAGUGCGUCGAGUCGACCGGGCAGACGAUGAUGUUGUCUCCGCUGAUCCUGUUAAGUCUGACCCUGUCCUGCUGCUGCGGGAGGAAUCUCCCUCCACCUGUCGUCAACAUUAGCUUGGACGAUAACCCCGAAAUGCGAUGGGCGCCCCUAUUGAAAGUGUAUGACAUAGACUACUUGAAGAAAGCUGCCGCUGAAGUCAUUGAUACCACAGUCCCAAAAUGGGUGCAUCAAGCUUUUGCCCCUGUUGUGGUGGCCUUGGAAAAGUACAUACCUCAACCCUAUGCUGGGGAAAUACGUGGCAUGGCUUCACACUUGGGAGCGCGCCUAUCAGAUAUCAUCAUGCUCAACUUUGCCUAUGAAAUAUCUGCGUUUUGCACCAGCAUUAUAGCUCAGGACACAAAUGGACAUGUGUACCACGGCAGGAAUCUUGAUUACCCACAUGAUGUUCUGAGGAAUCUGACUGUCAAUGUAAACUUUCUCAAGAAUGGGGAGGUGGUUUAUUGUGGGACAUCUUUUGCCGGCUAUGUCGGCCUGUGGACAGGACAGAGUCCUAACAAGUUCACCAUCUCCGGGGACCAGCGUGGAAAGGAACACUGGUGGGAGUGGUGGAAGAAUGUGGUGUCGGCUUUUCUGUUGAGGAGAUCUCCAGUCAGCUGGUUGGUGAGGGAGACCUUGGAGGGAGCAGAAAACUUUCAGGAUGCAGUGAUGAGGCUUUCCAAAAUCCCCAUCAUUACAGGAGUGUAUUAUAUUGUGGCUGGUGUGAGGGCGGGCGAAGGGGCUGUGAUCACCAGAGACCGAAAGGGACCCGCUGAUAUCUGGCCACUGGAACCUCUGGAUGGAGGAUGGUACAGAGUAGAGACAAACUUUGACCACUGGCUUCCGCCCCCCGCCAGGGAUCAUCGCAGGGAUACAGCCAACAAAGCAUUAAAUGCUACGGGCCAAGCUCACAUCAACAUCGAUUCACUUUAUCAGGUUUUGUCGCUGUAUCCGGUGUGCAAUAGAAUUACUGUUUACACAACAAUAAUGAGUGCAGCAACACCUGAGAAAUACAAAACCGUUGUUAGGACACAGGGCUGCCAUAACACUGACUGAAUGUAAGAUUAGGACCAUAAAAGCCUUCAGAAGUCUACACAAAACAAAAUUUUUGCUUCAAAAAGUCUUUGUGUUGUUUGAACAUUACAGCAUGGUAAUUUUCACAUAACAUAGUCAAUAUGAUGGCAUUUUAAUUGAAAUGAGCGUAAAUAUUAUUGACAAUUACUCUUUUCCUUUGUCUGGUUAAAGCCAUUGACUGCAAUAAUUGAUCAAUUACAGAUAUUUUCCAUCCAUCCAUCCUAAUAAAAAAUAUUACUUCAGUGACUGUCAUCUACAAUCGCAUGCAUUUGUUUCCAUGUCUCACAAAGGUCAAGAUAUUCUGUACAAACUGAGUUAAUUCAAGUUGAGAGCUGAGAUUUGAAAGGUGAAUAAAAUGAAAACUGAAUAAAAAAAAGGGAAUAA
Molecule: messenger RNA, 1659 nt
Organism: Lampris incognitus (smalleye Pacific opah)
Lineage: Eukaryota; Metazoa; Chordata; Actinopteri; Lampriformes; Lampridae
Product: N-acylethanolamine-hydrolyzing acid amidase-like
Exons: 11
Coding region: 193-1257 (354 amino acids)
Biological process (GO): fatty acid metabolic process
Cellular component (GO): lysosome
Molecular function (GO): fatty acid amide hydrolase activity
Source: RefSeq, a predicted model, not a curated record